Belonocnema kinseyi is the source of this 1757-nucleotide messenger RNA. RefSeq names its product protoporphyrinogen oxidase (gene Ppox). The record is from RefSeq and is a predicted model, not a curated record. Gene Ontology annotation, biological process: heme biosynthetic process. Bases 180 to 1625 code for a protein of 481 amino acids. Gene Ontology annotation, cellular component: mitochondrial inner membrane. Gene Ontology annotation, molecular function: protoporphyrinogen oxidase activity, oxygen as acceptor. The transcript is spliced from 3 exons. NCBI's taxonomy places the organism in Eukaryota, Metazoa, Arthropoda, Insecta, Hymenoptera, Cynipidae.
GCAAAUCGAAACUAGUUGUUUCAUCCUUUAGAAAUUUAUUUGUAUAGAAAAGAAUUGUUUGUAUUGUUUUUUGUAUAUUUUUGCAUAUAGUUGAAAUACGUGAGUGUAGUGAAUUUUUUAAAUCAAUUAUUCAAUGAUUUGAAACUUGAAAAGUGAAUCAGCAGAGAUCAGUCGCCAAAAUGACGGCAGUAUUAGGUGGGGGUCUUUCCGGAUUAAGUGCCGCUUACUACGCUCUCGAAAAUCCAAAACUAGCUCCCGUAAUUUUAUUAGAAGCUUCGAGCCGUCUCGGAGGAUGGGUCCAAUCAAAAAAAUCCCCAUCCGGUGCAGUUUUCGAGCUAGGCCCCAGAACAAUAAGACCCCGUGGAGACACGGGUCAAAAUACCCUAAACUUAAUCGACGAUCUCAAGCUGGGUACGAAACUUCGUCCCAUCGCGGUCAAUGAUCCUGCCGCUAGCAACAAAUUCAUCUACACCAACAACAAAUUACACCCUCUUCCAAUUUCGCUAAAACCCCUCUUCAGAACAUGUCCGCCCUUAAAUGAACCCCUCAUAUCAACAAUCUGGAGAGAAAUUCGCCAACCUUCGAUUAUAAACAAGGACGAAAGUCUCUACAGUUUCAUAGAAAGGCGAGUCGGAAGUCACAUAGCUGAUUACAUCAUAAGUCCGAUGAUAUGUGGAAUUUGCGCCGGAGACGCGAAGGAAAUCAGUGUCAAAUUUCUGAUGCCAUCUCUCUUUCGAGCUGAACAGCUUCACGGAUCUAUAUUCCGAGGGAUGAUUCACGAGAGAUUAUUUGAUCAGAUGAAACCAAAGAAGCCGGAACCUUGGGAGAUAGUUCCUGAAAAAACGGACAAAAGUAUCAUGAGUUCAGCUGAACGAGCUCAAAAGUCUAAUUGGGCCAUCUGGGCUCUAGAUGGAGGCAUGGAACAAUUGCCGCAAGCUUUGGCGAGCAAAUUGUAUCAUAAACAUUUACACAUCCGGCUCGGAAUUGACUGCAAGGAAAUUUUUUUCAAACCGGAAGGAGUGGAAGUGCGGGCGGGUGAUCAAUCAAAAACUUAUGAGAGAGUCGUUUCGAGCAUACCGGCGAAAAAGCUUGCCAGACUUGUGGAGAAUCAGCAUCCUGACUUGGCAAAUGAGUUGGGGGCGAUUCCAUCAGUCACGGUGGCUGUGGUUAAUUUGGAAUUUGCUGGACACGUUCUGCCGAUAGAUGCUUUUGGGUUUCUGGUACCACCGAAAGAAGAGUUGCCGAUUUUGGGAGUUAUUUUUGAUUCUUGUAUUAUCAAACAGGAAUCUACGGUACUGACAGUCAUGAUGGGAGGAGCCUGGUUUGAUAAAUACUUUGGAAACAGCGAAAAUUUGUCUACAAUAAACGAUCAUUUGUUAUCCGUCGCACUGGAUCAAGUGAAAUCAAUCCUUAAUAUUAAGGCAACACCAAUCUCUUCUAAUGUUUCUAUUCUGAAGGACUGCAUUCCACAAUACAUUGUGGGCCAUAAUGAGCGAGUAGACCGUAUUAAAAAUUAUAUCUUAGAAAAUAAACUUCCGUUAUACUUGUGCGGUGCUUCUUAUGAUGGUAUUGGAGUAAACGAUGUCAUUUUUUCAGCAAAAAAGGCUGUGUCUAGUAUCGCCUAAUAAGUAUUUUUAGUUUUGCAAAUGAAAAUAGUGCAUCUAAAGCAGUGAUAAACAAUUCCAGUCGUUGUUAUAUGUACAUAGUAAACAGUGAAAGUAUGUUACAAUUUAAUAAAUAUUGUUUAAAAAUCAUAA